GGGAAAUCCCACAUCUCGUACAUCUAAACUCUCGCGAGACUAUGUGAAACAUCGAUUUUUAACGAUUUUAGCAAAUUCUUUGCCAGUAAUUAGUAUUCAAAUGUACAUCAAUUCGUCCAUUAUGUUUAUUUGUUUGUUUAUUGUUGCAUUAGAUAACAUGCCAUGGUCAGAACAACCAGGGAAAAUCAUUAGAAUCUUCUAUUAGAGGGGGUGUCGAAUACCCUGACUAUUGGGUACCCCUCUAGAGACCAAUGCAAUUUUCGGCAUGUUCAUUAUUUUUUGUUGCGAUUUUCAUCUGAGUCGUCCCGUCCGUUCACCGCUAUUGAUUCUCCUCAAAUUAUCCGCAUCUAGAAAGUCGCACCGUUCGACCAAAGUCGACAUCCCGACGUACCUGAAAUGUCCCGUCGAUGGACGAUUUUUGCCUGAAAUGUGAUUUUUCUGGGCCUCGAAAAAGCGGGGUUAUAAUAUUCGGAGGGAGUCGCGGGUAGGUAGGAUCGCAGUGUUUUUGGCUUGACCGGGAAUCGAGAGGAGGAUUUUUUGUUUCCCCGUGCACUGGGGUGGAUGAAUGAGCCGCGGGAGGGGUGGAAACUCGAGCUAACCAACCCAGGAACUCCGUAGUGGAUGACCUAGCGGCCUGAACUCGGGAAAAACCGCCGGAAAGAUGGACCGUUCGCCCGGGAAAGACCCGGGUAGAGAACGCAGGCAGAGGCAGGCGUUUCUGAAGGAUCUGAAGGAUUUUCACGCUGCCAAAGGGCACCCAAUUUCUCGGUUUCCCUACGUUGGCGGGAGAGAGCUGGACCUGCACCAUCUUUACAACAAAGUCACCUCUUUGGGAGGAUUUCAGAAGGUGUCUGAGAAGGAGAGAUGGGGGGAACUGACAGAACAUUUCAACUUCCCCAGAGGUUGCACCCAUGCACCUUAUGCACUGAAACAGCUGUAUUACAGGUAAGGACGUUAUGCACAGGUGUACCCACAGGUAGACUUUACAUUAAGGUGUACUGAUGUCUUAACUCUGUGUACUUAAGGACAGGGACGUGUGGCAAAGAGC
Messenger RNA from Branchiostoma floridae (Florida lancelet), 1048 nucleotides. Its product is annotated as AT-rich interactive domain-containing protein 2-like. Gene Ontology annotation, cellular component: SWI/SNF superfamily-type complex. The transcript is spliced from 3 exons. Gene Ontology annotation, molecular function: DNA binding. The coding region runs from base 662 to 949 and encodes 95 amino acids. NCBI's taxonomy places the organism in Eukaryota, Metazoa, Chordata, Leptocardii, Amphioxiformes, Branchiostomatidae. The record is from RefSeq and is a predicted model, not a curated record.